AUGGCUACUCUCGACGUGAGCUACCAACCAGGAACUCCUGAGCCAAACUUGUUCCCUAAGAUGGCAAACUAUACUUCCACAAGAGCAACUCAGGACAAUCUCAAACGAUCCUUCGCCAAGUAUCUGGCUUCCGAGCAUAGUACACAGGCUGUUGGAAAAUUAUUCCAACCUGAGAGUCAUCUUCAAUAUGAAGAGCCUAGCUAUAUUCAUACCAUGGAGGAAAUUGGGUAUUCUGCAACGAGUGGUGUCUCUCCCAUUGCUGUCUCCGAGCCGUUUCGUCUUUUCAGCGAAGAGGCUGUCAACGUUAUGAGGGAUGAGAUUUUCGCCAAGGAAGUUCAAGAAAAAUACAGCUACACAUCAGAUAUCGCCCCCAAACAGCUCCGUGGUCACGGUAAAUUUAUCUACGAGGCUUGGAAGCACCCCGAAACUCUUGCAAUCAUCUCUAAAAUCGCAGGCGUUGAUCUUGUUCCGGUUAUGGAUUACGAAAUUGGCCAUAUCAACUUGUCUGUCCCGGGAGAGAGACUUGAUCAUGAUAGCAGUGCUUUAAUCAGCGAGGAUGAUGAAAAAGCUAUCGUCGGCUGGCACAGAGACAGUUAUCCAUUCGUUUGUGUUCUCAUGAUGAGCGACACAACAGGAAUGGUAGGUGGCGAAACUGCUUUGAGAACUGGAUACGGCGAUAUCAAGAAAGUCCGCGGUCCAUCAAAGGGAUGUGCUGUGGUUUUGCAAGGUCGAUACAUCGAUCAUCAGGCUUUGCGGGCUUUUGGUGGACAGGAGAGAAUUACUAUGGUCACCUCCUUCCGUCCACGAUCCCCACAUAUCCGUGACGACACCGUUCUCACCACUGUCCGACCAGUCUCGAAUCUCUCCAAUCUAUAUGGACAAACGGUCGAAUAUCAAUUGGAGAACGCCGAGGCUCGCAUCAGAAGCAUGCUCAAGGAACUGCGCGAUUCCAUGAAAGCUGGUGCCACCACGGCCAAAGCCAUCACGUCCUUCCUCGACUUCGAAAUCAACCAACUGACGCACCUCAACAAAGAAAUCAUCGAUGAAUCUCUUGUCAAGAUGGGAGAGCUAGAAGUCCUCUGCGCGGGUGCUGCGAGGUCCAGUAAGAAGGCCAGAACCGCAAUCGAAUGA
Molecule: messenger RNA, 1131 nt
Organism: Sclerotinia borealis F-4128
Lineage: Eukaryota; Fungi; Ascomycota; Leotiomycetes; Helotiales; Sclerotiniaceae
Source: the annotation of a GenBank genome assembly